AGAGAGAGAAAAAGCCGGAGCGAAGAGGGUGUGUAUACGUCGGGGGUGAAAUGCGAAGGGAGGUUUCAUUCGCGAGCAGCACGUAAACGAGGUGAACGGCGGCCUGCAGUCGAUCGGCGAACGAUAAACGGUCGAUGGAGGGUGCACGUACGGAAGCGCGGAGAAAUCGUAGGUGUACACGCGAUUGAGCGACGUUCCGUCACGCGAGAGAAGCGGUGAGAUUCGUUCGGUGAACGGGAAAAGUAGAGAAUCGGAGCGAGCGCGCGGGUGGACGGAACAGGGUGGGAUAGAAAGGGGGGCGAGAGAGGAGAAGGGAGUCAGGGGUGAAUGAAAAAUAGAGACAAGGGUAAGCGAAGGGUUGGCGAAAGAAUCGCGGGUAGGCCCGGUGAAUCGUCUCGAACUGGUGUUCCCUCGGGAGAGAAACGAGGAUGGCCCCGGCGACGCGACGUCUGGACACCGCGCGAGUUAAUAGAACGACGGGGGUGGCUCAGUGAAUACGACGCCUACGUGCGAUAAACAACCGAGAACCGGAGGACGCCUACGUGCCGCUUCCGAGAACGCAUCGUGACCCACGGCUUUUAUGCAAAUCGAUAAUUCGAGGACGGGACGGCGAUAAAAGUUUGUUCUCGGUUUCGCAAAAAAAGCGUGUCCGACGUUGCUGUCGUACGAACAACGGCGACGGUGACGACAUCGCAACGGUUCAGAUUUUCACGUUACGAGGUCGCCGAUUCGAAUCUGCCGGUGAACGAUGUGCAACGUUCCCGAGAAGAGGUCGAAGACGAUGAGGCGGAUUCAGCUGCAAAAUAAUUUGCGGAGGAAAAGGUGGCCCUUGCGCUUUGCCCUCUUCAUCAUUUACGUGUUAGUUCAGUAUGUCACUUCUACGAAAAUACCCCUAUAUUCUGAACUCGCGGACACCGAAGAGAACGUGACCCGGGAGUCAGUCUUGGAAUCGUAUGUGACCGAGGCGAGUGAAAAUCUCGAGAACGAAGAGACGGAAAAAGAAAAGGAGAAAGAAAAAGGGAAAGCGUUACCAAACGAGAACGAAGAGAAAGCCGAGCCGAAGAAUAAGGAGGAAGGGAAGAAAAUCGAGGAGUCGAAGAACAAGGAGGAAGGGAAGAAGAAAGAGGAGCCCAAGAACAAGGAGGAAGGGAAGAAGAAAGAGGAGCCCAAGAACAAGGAGGAAGGGAUAGGAAAAGUGGUGGCUCCGAAAAAGGAAACGACAACGGCAAAGAGCGUGACCACAACGGUGCCGGCAACGACUACCAUCAUAUAUGAACGAGCGACAUGGAGGCCGCGACGGGAGAACUGUUCUCCACCGGCCAUCGAACAGUUCCCGCGAUCGAUAAUGGGUCCGUCGGCCCGGAAACACGGAGGCCUGAUCCUUCAUAUUCUAGUCGCGAUUUAUACGUUCCUGGGGCUCGCCAUCGUCUGCGACGACUACUUCGUCUCCAGUUUAGACAGAAUUUGCGAAGAACUGAGGUUGUCGCCGGACGUUGCCGGUGCAACUUUCAUGGCCGCCGGUUCCUCAGCCCCUGAGCUGGCCACCGUGGUCAUCGGCGUUUUCUUCGCCAAAGAUGACAUUGGAGUGAGCGGUGUGAUUGGAAGCGCAGUGUUCAACAUAAUGUUCGUAAUAUCGCUCUGCGGCCUCUGCUCGACGACGGCGUGUAAAUUGAAUUGGUGGCCUCUUUGCCGAGAUUCAUUUUUCUACGCGGUAUCGAUCCUGGUGAUGCUCGGCACAAUCUACAACGAAUCUAUAUCUUGGAUGGAGUCGCUGUUCAUGCUGAUCAUGUACGUCGUGUACUGCGUCGCGUUAUCGUUCAACGCGAGGCUGGAACGAUGGGCCAAGUCGUACAACAUACCAUUUCUACCUAAGGACGACGAACCCGCGGAGGAGAGCGCCCUCGUUAGCUACAGAUCACUCCAGGAAGAUCGUUUAUCCUACACGGGACCAAGUUCGCCGGUGACGGAUCAGUUCAAAGCUCCCGAAGACGGAGUAGGAGCAGGGGACGCCGCUGCCGUGCCGGGAACGAACGAACCGACGCCGGCACCGAAGCAGCCUGAAUAUUACAAAGCGAAAGAGCCGGACCCGAACGAGGUGUCGCCGUUGGAAAGACCCACAGACGGUAGCCAGUGGACCCUGUUCACGUGGGGUCUCGUCUACCCGAUUCACUUUAUGUGCCGCGCCACAAUGCCUGACUGUCGACAAGAGAAAUUUCGAAACUGGUAUCCCUUUACUUUUUGCGUAUCAAUGGUUUGGAUCAGUUUCUAUAGCUACAUUAUGGUGUGGAUGAUCACGAUCAUAGGGAGCACUUUGGGUAUCCCCGACACGGUGAUGGGUCUGACGUUCGUCGCUGCCGGUGUCAGCGUACCCGACGCGCUGUCUUCGUUGGCGGUAAUAAAGGAAGGCCUGGGCGACAUGGCGGUGAGCAACGCCGUAGGUAGCAACGUCUUCGACAUCCUAGUUUGCCUCGGGCUUCCAUGGUUCAUCCAAACCGCGAUGAUACAACCCGGUUCCCACGUGAACGUGACCAGUCGAGGGCUGACGUAUUCGACGGUGUCCUUGCUCUCGACGGUAGUAUUCCUGGUACUCGUCACCCAUUGGAACGGCUGGAAGCUGGACCGGCGAUACGGAGUGCUACUGAUGAUUUGGUACUUGGUGUUUAUCGUAUUCGCUUCGCUCUACGAGCUAAACGUUUUCGGGGAGAUGAAUCCGCCGGUGUGCUACAGCGCGUUCUAAGAGAAUCGUCAGAUCCACAGACUGCACGCUCGGUUUCGUUUGCAUUGCGCGUGUCCCACUAAUUAUGCUAUUAACAAAAAAACGUAGUUUCCCGGGAGCUCCUCUAUAAAUCUUCCACUGCUUCUCUUCCCGUUUCUCCAUUCGUACGGCUCCUUCCAAGUUGAUUCAUUCUUCCUGCCCCUGCCUCUUGCCUAGAUCUUGGUCGAUUCCCCUACGUCGAUGAUCUCGCUUCCAUUUCACGUGUACAUACAUGUACAAUGUUCCCCCCUAAAACGAAAUCGGAUCUCCCUUUCUCUCUCGUGUAACGUACUUGCAUGUUACGAACCAUUUAAACGGACAAUACAUUAAUCAGUAUUACGAGACGAACGACCCGUUAAGUACGUACACGUAUACAUACUAUAUAUACGUAGGAACCUAGCGUGAGUAAGUAGCGAGAUAGGGCUACAUAGUUUUAAUCCGAUCGAUCCAAUCGGCUGGUCUUCUUUCUCUCCGAAACCCUCGACGCGCUCGAGACAUCCGUUCCACUUGUCGCGCGCGACUCGUCGCCAGUGGAAAUUCGGGCACGAAGAAACUCGGGCCAAUCGUUCUCCUCCUGAUGCGAAAGAUCUCGUCCCGAAGAAACGCGCGUCGAACCAUGACGAUGUUCAACGUAGUCUGAGGAAAAGCUGUUCGAACGUUCCUUCCUCGCUCCGAAACUUCUUCGCCAUUCGUCUCUUUCUGUUUAACUCACGGUCGUCUCUCAGUUCGCGCAAGAUCAGUUCAGUUCUGUCGAAUCGUCUUUAUUAAAUCCGUCCGCGUGUUCGUUCAUCCGUGUAUUAUUACCUCGAGAUACGACGACCAAAUCCUCUCCACUCCCCUUACUCUCUUCUGUCCUCUAUUACUUUUUUUAGGAACACGUACUCGAUGCAUUUCGCGUACACACGUUGCGUCCUUUAUUCUUACUUACGAUUAGAAUCCGUUCCUUUUCGAGUUUCAACGAACGGUUCACGAUUAGUUAGAGAAAAGAGGCGAGUGCUUCGAACGAGUCGAGCGAACGAUAUCGACUACGUCUCGAGUCGUUCCAGUGCCGUAAACGAACUACGUACGUACGUAAGGAAUUGGCGUCGACGGGGGAGUGUAAGAUAUUUUAUGUCCGUAGAGGGUAAACUUUCAACGAGCGUGACCGAUUAAAAAAAAAGAGACAAUAAUUAACGCAGCCUUAUCCGAUGAAAGUAUUUACACGACGUGAGUCUGCACGGUUCUUGAGAUCUCGUCGACGCGAUCGAUGAGCAAACGUUGAUUAGUCAGUGAAUCAGAAGACGCGUCACAUCUUGAUACCGAACGGUAACGACGGAACUCGUCGACGGAUCCCAAGGAUCGCGCAGACGUUUUAGCGUAAAGGUGUACGCGUAUUUUAUCUGCACGUACAACACAUGCAUUAGCCGUAGCUAUACAUAUAAGUAUUAUACGACAACGUACGGGACAGCUUAGAUUUAUAUAUGAUUACGUGUUUGUUCACACUAACUACGUUUACUAUAUCUACCGUUAGCGCUUCGAGCGGAUUAUAUAAACUGAUAUUCGCGGUCACACGGUUACUCGCGAGGUGUAGCACGUCCGGUAGGUCCGAUCGAAGAUAUUGGAACUGAUAUUAAGAUCGCUGACUCGUAGUUGCGCGCAAAGUCUUCAAAGUAUUAUACAUAUAUACACAUAUAUAUGUGCGUGUGUGUGAUCUAGGAUCGCGAGCAUGAACGGCCUUCUCGUCAGGGGUUGGUCUUUCGAGAGAACGAGGCCCUGUAGUCCGGUUCGCUCGACUACUUUUAUACGACCACGUAACUCGUAAUUAACGUUCGAAAAUUGGUGCCGAUGUCUCAUAGUCAAUGAAUCGAUCAAUUAUCCUAGCGAUGUUAAUUGUUGUUACGCGUAGGUGUAAUCCUUAUAAAUGUAUAGGCUGAUAUAUUACACUUGAUCAAUUCCUGGGUGCCCUUAACGUUUAAACGUAGUAAGUAGUGAUCGGUCAAUAUGAAUCAAAGUCAAUAAUACGCGACAACGGCGGUUUAGAUGUUUUAUGUACGGCUCCAACGAACAUGUAUUUACCCGUCCUACGUCCCCGUGUGUCGUCCACCAAUUUUCGAACAACGAACCAAUGAGAAAUUUCAUUCCUGAAAUAUAGGCUCGGAGUAAUAAGGAGAGCGGAAUCGUAGCAGAAACGGCGAUGCGUUAUCGACCUAGCAAAUAUUAAUUAUUGUUGACUACUGUAACUAAUAGAUUUUAUAUCGUGGCGUGAUAUACGUACACACAAGGAGAUAUACUUAGCACGUAUUAUAUAUACAUAUAAAUAUAUAUACAAAUAUAUAAAGAAUAUAUUGUACGCGUUUAGCUUGAAAUUAUUCAUUUCGAACGAUUCGGUUCUAUUCUUCCUACGUGCGCGAUGCGUUUAUUAUAUAUUCGUUGUGUCAAUACGUCCGUGUACCUGUCAUUGACAAGAGGGAUCAUCCGAAUAUUCAGUUCGCUCUCAUUAAUAAUUAAUCUCGCGUAACAUCAACGGUACAGCGUUUCAUCCUCUAUACUCUAUGUAAAGCGUGCAAAAUGAUCAUGUCGUCAAAUACGAUUGAAGAGGAGAUGAACUUGGAACGUCGCUGGCUGCUCGCGCGUUCGGCUAUUAUAGCGUGUAGCGACCCUUGGAUAAAACUUGUAAUAGACAUGCCUAGCAUUUUAUACUCGUACGUACCACGAUAAUGCAACGUUAACGAUAACUCGUAAGAAUAGAUUUAAUUUUUCGAUUAAGCUGAACGAUCAACGAACAGACGUACGUGUAUCGUACGAUUUAUACCCUGCGUGGGAGACGGGAGGCUAACGAAGUCGUGAAGAGACGUAAGCGCACGGUGCGCUCGUAGACAACGAAAUAAAAAAAAAAAAUAAUGAAAUGACAAGCGACGAAGCGGAAGAACAAUGCGGUGAGAAUGUAGCUCAAGCACCUUUUAGAAUCGGUAAUUAAUUUCUAUAAUUGUGAACGAACUCGGAGCUCCCUCUGUUAACGUUUUUUCUCUUGUUGCUAGAAAACGUUUCCG
This is a messenger RNA of Ceratina calcarata, 5784 nucleotides long. RefSeq names its product putative sodium/potassium/calcium exchanger CG1090. Gene Ontology annotation, cellular component: plasma membrane. Bases 749 to 2737 code for a protein of 662 amino acids. Gene Ontology annotation, biological process: calcium ion transmembrane transport; intracellular calcium ion homeostasis. Lineage: Eukaryota; Metazoa; Arthropoda; Insecta; Hymenoptera; Apidae. The record is from RefSeq and is a predicted model, not a curated record. Gene Ontology annotation, molecular function: calcium, potassium:sodium antiporter activity; calcium channel activity. The transcript is spliced from 10 exons.